UCCAUGUAUACGGAAGUCUUGCAGCAGCAGCGACGGUCAGCACGGUGUAAACAGAAAUGAUCAAACACGUGUUCUUGACAGGAGCUCCAGGUGUGGGGAAAACCACUCUGGUCCAGAAAGCCUGUGAAGCUCUGCUGUCAUCAAGCGUAGGAAUUGAGGGGUUUUACACAGAGGAGGUCAGGGAGAGAGGCCGCAGAGUCGGCUUUGAUGUCGUCACCGUGACAGGAGAGAGGGGCCACCUGUCCAGAAUCAGAGACGGUGCUGCUGCGUCUCAUGGAAGACGGGAGUACACAGUUGGGCAGUAUGUGGUCGACUUACCUUCAUUUGAAAAUCUGGCUCUCCCCCUAUUCAGAAAUGUCGGGGCGGCAGAUGGGGGCAGCAGGAAGGUGUUCAUCAUUGACGAAAUUGGCAAAAUGGAGCUUUUCAGCCAGUCGUUCAUCAGAGCAGUGAGACAGACUUUAGAUAGCUCUUCCUACACCAUCCUGGGCACCAUCCCCAUCCCCAAGGGUAAACCGCUGGGUCUCGUGGAAGAGGUGCGGAGCAGGGGAGAUGUCAAGGUCUUUGCUGUGUCUAAGGAGAACAGAGACACUAUUCUGCAGGACAUUUUAGCAGCACUACAAGAAAGUCUAAAACAUGCAGCCUAAUGUGAAGAAUGAAAACCCUGCACUUUGUGUGUGCUUUUUUUUUUUUUGUGCUGACAACAACUUUUAUUUGUGUCAGUGCGUAUACAGCACACACAGCCAGACUAUUCAGUGGAUCUACUACACGCACCUCAUAACAGGGUUGUGACCUAACCCGAGGAGCUGCUAAAAGAGUUAGUGUGUCACAUGCAUGCAUUUAUGUACACAAUUCAUUUUUUCUCCAUCCUCAUACAGCCUCAAAAUGGAUUGCAUGCUGAAUAAUUGAUUGUUAGCUGGAGCACAGCGCAGGGAAUUGUUCGGUGUAUAAGAGUGUAAACCCAGAGCAGAGUCAAAGACUGCUUAGUCCUCAAAACAACUGGGUUUUAUUUUAUUUUUUAUUUUAUUUCUAAUUUAUGGAGACUCCUGCAGGCCUUUCUUGGUUUUGAGUGUGUGAUAUUAAUUUGUUCAUUAGGACGAGCGGUGCUUGUUUUUUUCUGAGCAAACAAAGCAGCGCCGCAGUUCAUUCAUUAUUUCUUCAUGCGAGCUCCCCUCGUGUGUCUAGUCAACCUGAGGAUGCGCUCUUUGAAAAUCAAUCAGUAUUUAAUGGUACAACUGUGUCCUGUACCUUUCAUGGUUUAUUCAUCCACUAGCAUGAACAAGAAAAUUGAUAAAUAAACAGUUACUGUCUCCUAACAAGGACGUGGUUUAAUUUCUUAUAGUCAAAUAAGGCUUGCAUUUAUCGAGCAGAUGUAAAUGUUUUCAUACCGUUGAUAAUCUUCACAGUAUUCAGCUGGAGAAAUAAAUAUGUUUUGUCUUGAGGAUUUUCAGCUCCGUCCCGGGAGAUAAUGGAAACUAUCCACGCGCAGGUAGCUUACUGUAAAGGAUAAACAGUAAAACAGAAUACAGGAAUUUAGAGCUGUCAGAGAGAAUCUAUGGAGGGUUUACACUGAUGGUACAACACAAAAGAGCUCUUUGAAGGGUUUGUACAGUGAUACAGCGAGACAUGUUGUCAAACUCUGUGACUGUCAACAAAUAGCUGUGAAAUUAAAGCAAUGUUCUUUUUUGUUUCAGACACAGUGUCUAUUCUUAAUAUAGGUGACGUAGCUGGAGGUAGCUCUAGAAGAUUCAUGGCUCAGGGGUUUAUUGAUCACACACGCUCCGUAGACAUGGAAUUCCACUGACUCUGCGUGAGCUCCAGCGUCUGGCAGUCAUACGGAGGUUUUUAAUCGAGACCCUCUGGCAGAGGGAGAUUUGUCUCAGCAUCAAAGAAUCUUCAGGUCAUUUGAAAGAGAAAAUAUGUGGAAGGCUUCUCUGGCUUGGUUUUUCAGCAGCACCGCUUGUGUAACUGAUGUAACCUGUCAGGCCGGCUGCAGACAGGGCUGCCAGCUGUGAUCUGCGUCAGACGAGCUGCUGUGCCAGCAUCUGCUCUGUGGCCACUGCUGACGUACCUCUGGAUCAGCUGGCACCGACACGCACUGAACUGGCCUCAAAGUCAACAUCGGUCGUAAUUUUGAACCAAAGUGGAAAAUGAUGCUGCAUCAUUAUUGUUGGGGCAGGAUUUACAGGUGAUUAGAGCUGGUGGGUUCAUGGUUGGCAAGUCAAGCAGUACUGCUGAGGUAGCUGGCUCUCCUCAAGGUGAUCCUCAGCUCCCUGCAGCAGGGCCGCAGAUGGGUUAUGUAACAGUGACAGAGUCCCUGCCUGUUUUGUGACUAUAUGGUGUGCAAGUGGAUGCAUUUGAUGGGUUAUGAUGUAAUUAGGAAACCACAUUCAUUAAUAUUGGGACAUUAUAUCAUUGUUUUACUCUUUAACUUUUCUUGUGUUAUAUAUGUUGCAU
Molecule: messenger RNA, 2454 nt
Organism: Paralichthys olivaceus (Japanese flounder)
Lineage: Eukaryota; Metazoa; Chordata; Actinopteri; Pleuronectiformes; Paralichthyidae
Source: RefSeq, a predicted model, not a curated record